This is a messenger RNA of Sesamum indicum (sesame), 1407 nucleotides long. Its product is annotated as hydroxyphenylpyruvate reductase. Lineage: Eukaryota; Viridiplantae; Streptophyta; Magnoliopsida; Lamiales; Pedaliaceae. The record is from RefSeq and is a predicted model, not a curated record. Gene Ontology annotation, molecular function: NAD binding; glyoxylate reductase (NADPH) activity; hydroxypyruvate reductase [NAD(P)H] activity. Gene Ontology annotation, cellular component: cytosol.
AAUUUAAUACAAAACAUCCAAUCAACCGCAGAUUCCAUCGAUCAAAUGCUAGCCACAAUCGCGCGCCGGCCCCAUCUCAGCCGUCCAUCGUUCUCCUUCACCCACCCACUUCACUGUAUUAAUCAAUCAAUCCCUCCUCUUCCCUUCUCACCUCAAAUUCUCAACCACCUCCGCUGCACGCUCGCCGCCAGAAUGGAGGCCAUUGGGGUUCUGAUGAUGUGUCCGAUGAACAACUACUUAGAGGAAGAGCUCAACAAGCGGUUCAACCUUUUUAGAUACUGGAAGCAGCCGCGUCCGAGUGAGUUCCUGACUCAGCACGCCCAGUCGAUCCGCGCCGUGGUUGGGAACGCCACCGCGGGGGCCGACGCCAAGCUGAUUGAGGCGCUGCCGAAGCUGGAAAUAGUUUCGAGUUUUAGUGUGGGAUUGGAUAAGAUUGACCUGACCAAGUGUAAGGAGAAGGGGAUUAGGGUUACCAACACUCCCGAUGUGCUGACUGAUGAUGUGGCGGAUUUGGCAAUCGGGUUGAUGCUGGCGGUUCUGAGGAGGAUUUGUGAAUGUGAUAAGUAUGUGAGGAGAGGGGAGUGGAAAUUUGGUGACUUCAAGCUCACUUCUAAGUUCAGUGGCAAAAGAGUUGGUAUCAUAGGAUUGGGCAGAAUUGGAUUAGCCGUUGCUAAGCGAGCAGAGGCAUUUGACUGUCCCAUCAGUUACUACUCAAGAUCCCAAAAAAAUACAAACUACAAAUACUAUGGCAGCGUUGUGGAAUUGGCUUCAAACUGUGACAUCCUAGUUGUAGCAUGUGCACUAACGCCUGAAACAACACAUAUUGUGAAUCGAGAAGUGAUGGAUGCAUUGGGUCCAAGUGGAGUUCUCAUCAACAUUGGAAGGGGACCCCAUGUCGAUGAACCCGAAUUAGUCUCAGCUCUUGUGGAGGGUCGUCUUGGUGGUGCUGGACUUGAUGUGUUCGAAAAGGAGCCUGAAGUGCCGGAGCAACUCUUUGGCCUUGAGAAUGUUGUCCUAUUGCCUCACGUAGGGAGCGGCACAGUUGAAACACGCAAGGACAUGGCUGACCUUGUUCUCAGGAAUUUGGAGGCGCACUUUGCCAACAAGCCGCUAUUGACUCCUGUCGUUUGAUUAUGUUGUGACAGCUUGAAAACUAUGGAUCCUAUUCAUUCAGAAGACCUCAUGUUUGAUAUAACAGUUGUUAGAGACCUUUCGAGUAUUAAUGAUGAAAUUUUUGCCUCAUUGAACUUGAAAACAACAAUGAUAAUUUCAUAUCUAUGGUGUGAAGAGACCUUCAACCAUUUACUGCCUCCCUAGUCCCAGUUCUUGUACAUUCAUAAAAGCAUCCUGUGAACAGAUGAUGUAAUAUACGUUGAUAAAUUUAUGCACCUGGCUUCGAUUUUGAGA